AUGGCACUUGAUAGAGGCCAAUUUGCGGAAUUCCUUCAGCAGGAAUUUGGCCUAACUCGAAUGGGUGGAAGGCCAACUUACAGAAAGCCCUAUCCAGAGUUCAUUGAUGAAGUUGAAUUUCCAAGGAAUUUCAGAAUUCUAGAGUUUGCAACGUUCAAUGGAGAGGGCGAACAAUCUACCUUGGAACAUAUCAGUCGGUUCACUGUCCAGUGUGGAAAAGCAGCAGCCAAUCCAUGGCUGAAGUUCUAUAGAGCUGACCUUGAAGUGUUAAUGGCAGGCCUUUCCAGACUUCAUCAACUACCUAGAGAGUCUGUGAUGAGCUUCUUUUCCAGAUUCAGGCGGGCCAAGUUCAAAUGUAAUUUGUCUUUGCCACCGGAAGAAUAUGUGAAGAUGGCUGUGAACGACCUAGAAUUUGAACUUUACAAGAAGUUUGAAGGUGUACAGAUCCAUGACUUGUUCGACUUGGCUGGCAAAGUGGCUAAGUAUGAAGAGUUCAUUCGUGAGGAGCAAGAUAGGAAGAACUAUUCCAAAGGCACUUAUUAUCGUGAUCCUAACUAUGAGGCCGCUUCUGGUUCUAAGUGGAAGGGGGCAGACUCUUCCAGAAGUUAUUCUUUUGACAUUUCUAAAGCCGAGCAAAUCUUUGAUUUGCUCAUGGCUGACAAGCAACUGAUUUUCACAGCUGGCCAUAAGAUGCCGUCGGCUUCAGAAAUGGCCGAGAAAGAGUAUUGCAAGUUCCACAAUUUGUGGAAGCAUUCCACUAAUAAUUGUGUUAUCUUCCGUAACAUUGUGCAAAAGGCAAUCGAAAAUGGCCGUUUGAAGUUUCCAGAAAAAUCAGAAGUCAUGGGUGUUGAUGGAAAUCCUUUCCCCAAGGUUGUUGCAACAAACGUUGCUUCUAUGGUUCAGGAGCAUUCCAAAAAGGAAGUAGACUUGGUAAAUCCAGCGACCAGUGGAAGGUUGGAAAUUCCAAAGACGGCAACAUCUAUGGAAAAGACAGUAGCUGAAUUGGAGAGGCAACUCCGAGAGGCCCAGAUUGCGUUAAUCCAAUAA
Cornus florida is the source of this 1047-nucleotide messenger RNA. RefSeq lists its product as uncharacterized. The record is from RefSeq and is a predicted model, not a curated record. Bases 1 to 1047 code for a protein of 348 amino acids. Lineage: Eukaryota; Viridiplantae; Streptophyta; Magnoliopsida; Cornales; Cornaceae. The transcript has 3 exons.